AUGUCGGAGCAACCUCCGACGACGCCGGGAGGCUCUGGUGCCUCUGCACCGGGGUCUGCCCCCUCCCCUGCGCCUUCAGCGAGCACCGCCGCGCCCGCCUCUUCCUCGACGACGACCGGCACCACAACUGCCGCAGGAGCCGCCGCUGAAGCGGCCAAGAAGGCGCCGCAGGAGCUGAAGGGCUUCCGCAAGGCGCUGGAGCACACUGGCCUGCCGAAGAGCGUGAUCAACUGGAAGCCGCGCCUGCCGAGCCGGAACUGGUGCAUCUUCCUCACUGUCGUCGGCACGGUGAGCUACAUCUACUACGACGACCGGAAGCAGGCCAAGGAGAUCCGCAAGCGGUACGAGGAUGCGGUGCGGCCCAUGGCCGCCGUGCCGCUCAAGAACACGCUCGACCUCCCCCGCAAGGUGACCGUGUAUGCGGCGCGCUGGCCCGAGGACGACGAGAGCGACCGCGGUCUCCUCUACUUCAGGAAAUACGUCAAGGUGAGUGAUCUUCGGUGGGCUUCGACGUCCUCUCCGGCGAUGGUCGUGUGCAGACCCCGGGGGCUAGCUGGAAUCGGACUACUCGAGCUAACUGCCCAGCCAUACCUCGCCGCGGCGGCGAUCGAUUAUGAGUUGGUGCACGCGCCUUUGUACGGCUCUGUCGCGCGCAUCGUGCGCGCCAAGGUGCUCAAGGCGCGCCGCGAGAGCCUGAACCUGAACCCGGGCGACAUCCUCGGUCCCGUCGAGAAGACGGACAAGGAGCGCGAGCUGGAGCGGCAGGCGGACGAGGGCGGCGUCGUCCUCAUGGGCCGCCCGACGAUGAAGGACGUCAAGAGCACCCUGGGCGACGAGCCGUUUGCGGACCCCCCGGCGCCUCCCGCCGGAGAGGUCGUCCUCGAGUCGUCUCCCGAGGGAACGGCUGUUGCCGCUACGCCUGUCCCCGCGGUCCCGACUGGAGCGGGGGUGCAGCACGUCGGCCUCCCGAACCCCGCGGCCAAGCUCUCGCUCCCGCCCGUCGAGGACGACGAGCCCGUGAAGAAGUCGUGGUGGUCCGGCCUCUUCGGGCACGGCGGCCGCAAGGCGCCCUCGCCCUCGCCCCAGACCCAGACGCAGACGCCCGAGGCGCCGCAAAAGUUCUCAAUCCCGCCCAACUGGCACGAGCCCCCCACCCCCUUGCCUCCGCACGCCCCCGUCCUGCUCGUCGACUGGUGCAACCACCUCGGCUUCAAGCAGAUCCCGUACAUGAUCUACGACUUUUUCACGGAACACAAGCGCGUGAAAGCGGGCGCCGAGGCGGCCUACGCCCUCAUCACGGAGCAGGUGCGCGCGUUCGAGCCGCCGAGCGUGACGGCCGAGGUGGCCGUGGUCGAGGACGCCGAGGCCCUGCACGAGGGCGAAGCCAUUCCCUCCGCCGCGUCCAUUGCGGGUCACCAGGGCGGGGACCUGGACUUUGACACGCAGUUCGAAAAGUACUACAAGAAGGACUAUGCCAAGACGCCCGAGGAGAUCGGGAAAGAGCGCGAAAAGUACUACGACGAGAAACUGCCCAAGCGCGUCGAGGCCGCCAAGGCUUUCGCGAGGGGAGAGCGCGAAAUCACCCCCGAGGAGCAGAAGAGCGACAAGCCCGUCGAGACGGUGCAGAUGCUGCGCGACGAGAGGAACAAGAAGGAGCUCAGGUGGGAGGGAAACCUCGAGGGAUGGAGCAUUGUCAAGCCUGACACACCCGUCGCUUGGGACCCCCGCUUCGCCGGCUGGCUCAAGGUGUAUCAGGCCGCGCCCGAGAGUCUUGACGCUGUCAUGAACGUCCCCGAGAAGAACGGCGAGAGCCGGCUCGAGUAA
Molecule: messenger RNA, 1824 nt
Organism: Trichosporon asahii var. asahii CBS 2479
Lineage: Eukaryota; Fungi; Basidiomycota; Tremellomycetes; Trichosporonales; Trichosporonaceae
Exons: 2
Coding region: 1-1824 (607 amino acids)
Source: RefSeq, a predicted model, not a curated record